Molecule: messenger RNA, 2773 nt
Organism: Manihot esculenta (cassava)
Lineage: Eukaryota; Viridiplantae; Streptophyta; Magnoliopsida; Malpighiales; Euphorbiaceae
Product: P-loop NTPase domain-containing protein LPA1 homolog 1
Exons: 8
Coding region: 233-2383 (716 amino acids)
Source: RefSeq, a predicted model, not a curated record
AGGCUUUGUUCGUGCGAUGCGUGGCGGACAGGUGACACAGCAGAAAUGGCGAGAUCAUCUAACUCUUCUUCUUCUUCAUUCUUCAAAUUGCUUCUCUGCACCUAUAAACCCUAACCGUUUAAUUCUAUUAGUUUUCUGUAUAAUAUCUCUCUCUCUCUCUCUCUCUCUCUCUAUUUUGUCCUUUUGACGCACUGCACAGAUCUCAUCUUUUUUAUUCAGUACAUUCUCAGGAAUGGCGGAGGUGGUGAAACUGCUGUAUAUAGUGGUGGUGGACGAGGAGGAGAAGAAUGAGAAAGGGAAAGAGUCAUUCCGAUAUACGCGUCCGGUUUUGCAGAGCACUCUGCAACUCAUGGGAUGUAAAGCGCGUCACGCUUUCAAGAUUAGCCAAAGGGUUUUUGAGCUGAUGAGGAGUGAACAUUCAAGUGAUGCUCUACUUCCUAAAGAAGUGGAAGUAAGUGGGAUUGAUCUUUCAAAAGCGAAUUGGUGGAAGGAUUAUGGAAGCAGGAGUCUAUCAUUUGAGCUGUACAAAAGGCGUACCACUGUAAUUGUUAGAAGAGAGACUUUCUUAAAUAUUGUUUGUGAUUCUUUGACUGAAUAUAAGUAUGUGGGUCCUAACCAGAGAGCAGACUUAGUUUUGGCAUGCAGAAUUCGAGAAAGGAAGGAAUCUAUAACUGUGCUGUUGUGUGGCACUAGUGGCUGUGGCAAAUCUACUUUGUCUGCACUGCUGGGCAGUAGAUUAGGAGUUACGACUGUAAUUUCUACCGACUCUAUACGGCAUAUGAUGAGGAGUUUUGUUGACGAGAAACAAAAUCCUCUGCUCUGGGCUUCAACAUAUCAUGCAGGGGAGUUUUUGGAUCCUAAGGCAGUUGCAGAAGCCAAGGCUAAAAAGAAGGCAAAGAAGUUGGCUGGCAUUGUAAACUCAUAUUCCAAGGAUGAAGCGUCUGAUGGUUCAUCCAUGGUGAAAUCAGAUGGUCAAGCACUAGAUAUGGGUUCUGGUGCUGCUGAAUAUAUUAGCCCUAAACAAAUGGCAAUUGAAGGAUUCAAGGCACAAAGUGAGAUGGUGAUUGACAGCCUUGAUCGUCUAAUAACUGCAUGGGAAGAGAGGAAAGAAUCGGUGGUUGUUGAGGGUGUUCAUUUAAGCCUUAAUUUUGUGAUGGGGCUUAUGAAGAAACAUCCUUCGAUCAUACCAUUCAUGAUAUAUAUUACGAACGAAGACAAACACUUGGAACGAUUUGCUGUUCGUGCAAAGUAUAUGACUUUGGACCCAGCUAAAAACAAAUAUGUGAAAUACAUUCGUAACAUCAGAACAAUCCAAGAUUAUCUAUGCAAACGGGCUGAUAAGCAUCUUGUGCCCAAAAUCAACAACACAAAUGUUGACAAGAGUGUAGCAGCCAUCCAUGCAACAGUUUUCAGCUGCCUUCGCAGGCGUGAGGCAGGGGAGCCACUAUAUGAUCCUGCCACAAAUACGGUUGCUGCUGUUGACGAGGAGUACAGGAACCAGUGUGCUGCCAAUUCAAUGAGCUCUAAAGGGAUGUUUCAACUUAUCCAGAGGAAGGGUUCUUCUAGGCAUUUGAUGGCUCUUGUUAAUACUGAUGGGUCUGUGGCAAAGGCAUGGCCUGUUGAUUCUAUGUAUAGUAGUGGGAAGUCUCUAAUGGGUUAUGGGACUGACAAUGGUAUAGGGAUCCCUAUGUAUGGACCAUUGCAGAUCGGUAAGGCUGAGCCAGUUAAUCUUCAGUUUGGCCAUUUUGGAAUCAGCGCUUGGCCCAGCGAUGGUGGUACAAGUCAUGCUGGAAGUGUUGAUGAGUCGAGGGCUGAUUGGACUGAUACAUUAAGUAAAUAUCACUCUUCUUGUUGUAGCUCACCUCGGAUGUCUGAUGGUCCUGCCAAAGAGCUCAAGGAGGAACAAUCAGUGCAUGGCAGCGAUGAAGAAGUAGAUGAUCCGCCAGAGGUGGAUAGUGACGAAGAUUACAGUGAUGAUGGUGAUGAACAUGUCCAUGAAGAGAUUGGCUCGGUUGACGAGGAGUCCACAAAAUCUGAUGAAGAGUAUGAUGAUCUAGCAAUGCAGGAUAUGCAACAGAAUGGUUAUUGGUCAGACGACGACGAGGAGUCAAAAGAUAAAGUGUGGCCUACCACUGGUAACGAGAUGAACCCCUUGAAAGAAGAUAAGUAUUUGCAGAAUCUUGAUCGGUUCCUUCGAAGUAGAAGUGAGCCACUGGGUGAGCCAUUAUACCUGUACUCUUCAUUGCUUGUGGAAAAGGGAGGGGGAAGAUUGUCCAACUCUGGCCGUGUCAAAAGGAGAGAACGCUCCCUCAGCAUUCCAGCCAUAGGGAAACAUGGAUCUGUGGUUAGCGGCCGAAUUCUCUCUGGGACCCCAGACAUGUAGUAUAUCAAUUUUGUGCCGACUUCUAGUUUCCUCGCCCAUUUCAUUUUUUUUUUCCUCCUAACUUCUAGUUGAUGAGUCAUGAGUUGUAAGACUUGGAAUAGCUUUGUUUAGUGUUUUUUUCCCCCUCCCCGUUUAAUGCUUCUAGUAAAUUAUGGGGUGGGGGCAUAGUGGGUUCACCAAAGUCGAGUAUGCAAAUAAAGGGAGAUGGAUAACUGCUACGUUUUCGUGGCAUUUGCUUAGCGAGUGGCAGGUGGUGUAAUGUUGUGGGAUCCGGUAGGCCUGACUAACGAGUCAAAUCGAAAUGGAGUCGGCCUGAAAUCGGUUUAGAACUGCAUUCUGAUUUAACGUUCAAGAAAAUUGGAGUUGUAGUUUCAGCGAUUUUGGUUCAAA